UCGACUCCACUUGAAAGGCACAUAAACACAACAGGAAAGUGUCUCUCCUUGAACAGAAAUGAGGAAGCUGCUUUACAGACACGCCUGCUUUCCACACGUCACUCAAACACAGAAGCAGGAAACUAUUUCAACUGCUCAGUUCAGGGAAACAGAAACUGAAGUAUUCAGUAUUCAUGCAGUAAAAUGGCAGAAGCCAGGAUUUCAGUGGAUCAGAAUGCGUUCACGUGUCCAGUGUGUCUGGAUCUCCUAAAGGAUCCAGUGGCCAUUCCCUGUGGACACAGUUACUGUAAGAGCUGUAUUACAGACUGCUGGAAUCAGGAGGAUGAGAAGAGAGUCUACAGCUGCCCUCAGUGCAGACAGACCUUCAGUCCAAGACCUGCUUUAGGUAAAAACACCAUUCUGGCUGAAAUGGUGGAGAAACUGAAGAAGACUAAACUUCCUGCUGACUGUUACGCUGGAGCUGGAGACGUGCAGUGUGACGUCUGUACUGGAAGAAAAUACAAAGCUGUCAAGUCCUGUCUGGUGUGUCUGGAAUCUUUCUGUCAAACUCAUUUUGACCGUCAUGAGGAAUAUCACUCUCGUAAGCCACACAAAGUGAUCGAUGCCACUGGACGACUGCAGGACAUGAUCUGCCAUAAACAUGAUAAAGAGCUAGAAAUGUACUGUAUCACUGAUCAACAAUGCAUCUGUGUGUGGUGUAAGGAGUCUGAACAUAAAAACCACAACACUGUAUCAACUGCAGCACAGAGGACAGAGAAACAGAAACAGCUGAAGGAGACGCAGAUGAAGAUCCGUCAGAGAAUCCAGCAGAGACAGAAAGAUCUUCAGCAGCUGAGAGAGGCUGUGAAGUCUCAUAAGUGCUCUGCACAGACAGCAGUGGAGGACAGUGAGAGGAUCUUUACUGAGCUCAUCCGCUCCAUUGAGAGAAGCCGCUCUGAGGUCACACAGCUGAUCAGAGAUCAGGAAGAGGCUGCAGUGAGUCGAGCUGAAGGACGAAUGGAGCGACUGGAGCAGGAGAUCAAUGAUCUGAGGAGGAGAGACGCUGAGCUGGAGCAGCUUUCACACACACACCAUCACAUCCAUUUCCUGCAGAGUUUCCAGUCUCUCUCAGCACCUCAUGAAUCUACAGAUGAACCUGACGAUCCCUUCAGUUCUCUCUCUUCUUUUGAUGGCAUGAGAGAAUCUGUCUGUCAGCUGAGAGACAAACUGGAGGAUUUCUGCAAAGAGGAGAUCAAGAAGAUCUCUGGCAGAGUCACAUUCACCAACAUGAAUCCCAAGACCAGGAACGACUUCCUACAGUAUUCCCAUCAGCUCACUCUGGAUCUGAACACAGUGAAUAAACAGCUCUGUCUGUCUGAGAAGAGCAGAGUGAUUACUAACACUGGCACAGUCCAGCCGUAUCCUGAUCAUCCAGACAGAUUUGAUUAUUAUUAUCAGGUGUUGUGUAGAGAGAGUGUGUGUGGACGCUGUUACUGGGAGAUUGAGUGGAGUGGACAUGUGUAUAUAUCAGUAUCAUAUAAGAACAUCGGCAGGAAGGGAUUGGGUAGUGAGUGUGCGUUUGGUCUUAAUGAUCAGUCCUGGUGUUUCUACUGCUCUUCCUCCAGAUACUCAUUCUAUCACAAUAAGAUAGUGACUGCUCUCCCUGUAAAGUCUAUCAGCUCUAGAAUAGGAGUGUAUGUGGAUCACAGUGCAGGAACUCUGUCCUUCUACAGCGUCUCUGACACAAUGAGCCUCAUCCACACAGUCCAGACCACAUUCACUCAGCCGCUCUAUCCUGGGUUUUGGGUUUUGUCAGGAUCAUCAGUGAAACUGUGUUGAUGUUUCAGAAUAAACUGUAGAGAGAUUUUACCCAUGAUAAAUCAGUAAGGUGCGUUCCAUUCGACCGCAAGUGGACUGCGAAGUGGACUUCACAGGGUAUUUCGCCAUCUUAAGUGAGAUUCCAAUCCGAAGGGAGCGAACAUGUUCAGUUCGAAGGGCACUGCGAACGGCAUAGGGAAUAAGGGAACAUAGAUACAUCACUUCACAGGAAGUGAGGUCAAAUCACCCAACUGUCAUUGCACACAGCGUCACCAGUCAGAACUAUGAUGGAGGAGAGCCAUUGAAAGAGUUUUUAAACAGCUCUGUGAUGGAGGAAUUUACAUAUGCGUUUUGAGUAUUCAUAAAUUUUGUUAUUAUAUGAACGAGAGUAUUUAUGAAUGGUUAUGGCGAUGAGUGUUACAUUUGCAUGUUGUAGGCAUGACAAAGUACAAGUGUUGAAAAGCAGCUGAGGCUCUGACAUUUUUUAUUUUACUUUAUUUAGGCUACCUCAGAGAGUUUACUAUGCGGCUGUGCAUGGAAAAGAAAUCGCAUGAGAUGAGAGCCAGACCAUGACAGUUACAGCUUCAAAUCUGUUAAUGGUCAAUUAAUAGCGCAAUAGUAAUACAAUAAACAUACAAAACACAUAUUAUUUAUGUAAAAAACUUAUAUAUGUAUUCUAUAUAUUUUAAAUUUGAAAGUAAUACCUAUUUAUGUUAUAAUCUGCGCGACACUGUAUUUGACUUUCUUCGAUGACGUUUGCAGGGCGUUCCAAAUGAACAAUUUAUUGUCAGUGAAGUCCAGUACAACUGAUCUACCGUGCUCAGGGAGUAGGGAGCAGUGAACACUGCGUAGGGACCCUGUCGAAUGGAACGCAGCUAGAGUCUCUUAUUUCCUCGUCAUUACACUAAUACAGCUGAACUUCACUGAAAUAACAGAAUAAAUGUGUAUUAAAUCCUCAAACAGACAGUACUGUAAGAACUGUAAGAACUGUGUGUGUGUUUUUGUGACAUAUCAGGACACAAAUGUGUAUAAUGACAUGGGUAUGACAGGUAUUACAAGGAGAGGGUGACUUAUGAGGACAUUACCCCAUGUCGCCACUUUUCAAAAGCCUUAUAAAUCAUACAGAAUUAGUUUUUGUGAGAAAGUAAAAAUGUGAACAGUUUCCUGUGAUGGUUAUGGGUAAGGGUAGUGUAGGGGGAUAGAAAAUACAGUUUGUACAGUGUAAAAAAAUUAUAGUAUCAGUGUUGUUGUGAAAAACAGUGAGCUCUGAAGGUCUGGUAACACCUUAUAAUAACUUUAAUAAAUCUUUAACAAACAUUAUAUAACACUUAAGAGAUAAUUAGUUAAUUUAUAUUUAAAUAGCUAGAAAUAUGUGAUAAUGUGCUUGUUAAUGUUUGCUAAUAGACGUAUUAAACAUAAUAAUUAACAGACCAUUAUUUAAUGUAAAUUAAAAUACUUACAAUUGUCAUUAAACUUUCCAUUCAUAUGAUCAUGCACUUCUUGAAAAUCUUCAAAUGUUGUUAAACUUCAGUUCAUAUUUUAAUGCACUUUUUUACAUUUACAAAUGAACAAAUGCAUAAAGCUGUUUAGCUAUGAGAGAUCUGGAUGUUCAACAGAAAAUGUAACAAUAUAAGAAUGACUUUAUAAUUAUAUGUAUUUAACUCUUUAACUCUUCAAACUUUUAUUUUUAUAUUUCCAACAUUUAUUUUCCACUGGCACAAUGUGUUAGAUUUUACUGGUAUGGCUAUAAUUGUAUUUUGUUCAUUGAUGAAAUUAAUAUGCUGGUAAAUCUGUAUAUUCAAUUGAAGUUCAGCUAUGAAAUGUAAGAGAUGAAACCUAAAUAAAGCUGUUGAUGUGAAGCAAUAA
Molecule: messenger RNA, 3663 nt
Organism: Megalobrama amblycephala (Wuchang bream)
Lineage: Eukaryota; Metazoa; Chordata; Actinopteri; Cypriniformes; Xenocyprididae
Product: tripartite motif-containing protein 16-like
Exons: 6
Coding region: 184-1818 (544 amino acids)
Molecular function (GO): protein binding; zinc ion binding
Source: RefSeq, a predicted model, not a curated record